AUGAUGACUUUUAGUUCGACUCGUUCAGUUCCGAAAGAAUGUGUGCUUCUCUCUUCCAAGGGAGUUAUGGAAGAGUUGGGAUCCACCUUGAAAUGUGGGCUUUGUUCGGAUUUUAUUGAAAAUAAUCGGGAGUGUUUGAAAUGUAAUGCUUUGUUUUGCAAUGCUUGCUUGGGACAAUGGAUGAAAGAAUACAAAAGCUGUCCCAACUGCAAAGUAGCUGUGGCUUCCUGUGAGGAAGGCUUUGUAUUCAAUUCGGUGGUUCAUCGUUUGGUAAAUAAUUUAGAAGUAAUGUGCCCAAACGCUAACAAGGGUUGUACUAAUCCCGUUGUCAAGAGAAGUGACUAUUGGUGUCAUGUCGAGAGAGAAUGCAAGGGAAGAACAGUACAAUGCCCAAAUUGCAAAUUUGGAUGUAAUUUUGAUGGAACAGCUCUAGAACUUGAGACUCAUCUUGUCGAUGAGUGUUUGUUCGAAAAGGAGCUUGUCAAAAAUUAUAUUGCAAACUUUUCUGGUGAUCAGAGCAAUUAUGCAAAAGUAAAUGAGUUGCUGUCUGCUGAUAAUCUUCAACUACAAAGAGAUAUCGAAGCAGUGACCAAGAGACUUGAAAUGACAGCACAAGAUUUACAAAACCAAAAAGAGCAAAAUGUACAGCUUGUUAAACAAAAGGAAGCACUUCAGCAACAAAUUCAGCAACUUAAAGAGCAAAUGCUUCAACAAGAUAAGAUUAUUCAACAACUUCAAAUGCAACUGCAGCAAAUAAUGGUUCCACCUCAAAUUGUGCAGCCCUUGGUACAGCAAAUUCCACCAACCACAAACACAGAAUUCAAGGAGUUCUUACCUCCUCCUCCGCCUUAUUCUCCGUCUCCAAACAUGUCUUAUAUUCAACCCCCUCCUAUGGUUGUUUUACCACCCAAAAAUUUAGAUUCUACGGUAAAACAGUUUGGACCAAAUUCCAAGGUAGGUAAACCAACAAACACUGAGGUCAAUGGAUGGGAGGCAGUUCUUGAAGUCGACGACUCGAUUACUGUAGGUGAUAAUGUUAAGGGUUUUACAAAACACGGAAAUGUAGAAAAGAAAUUCUCUGGCUUUAUAAGAAAUGGUGUCAUGGACGUCAACGUCGAUUGGAGUGAUGGUAGAAGAGCUAAAUACUUUGCCAAUAAUGUCGAGCUAAUUUCAGGAGCUCCAAUCAGAUUAGCGUUUGUCAUUGUGGCCGUAGGAAAGCAAGGAGGUGCUGUUGGCGACGAAGGACUCAAUUCAACGGUUGCCUUUCGUUUUAAAAUUAAAAAAAAUGUCACCUCUCAAGAUCAUGUAAAAUCACUCGUUCGUGGUGUCUUGUAUGGUCUCAUUGCAGGUGAUCACAAUCACGGACCUCAAGCCAUGGGAAUCAUUGUGGCCAAACAACUCGUUCAACUACAACAAGAACAACUACCAUCCAAUUCCGUGGACACGGCAUCAUCCACUCGAGUGUUCCUGGAUCAUCCUCAUUCCCUACUCAACAAUAUCUUUUCAGACUAUCUCAUUUGGUAUUAUCAUAAACAUGUUGGAUGGGAUGACACUGGUCAAAUUGGAAAAUUAAUUUUUUCAUCCUUUCCAUUAUUGAAAUCCACAAAUUCCAAUAAUAAUUAUUUUCAAACUCAUGAUUCUGUCAAGGAACAAUAUUUGGAGAAAAUAAUUCAAAGUGCAAAAAUCGAUCAAGAUUUGAAUGGACAAACCGGUGGAGUGAAUCCAGCUCAUCGGAAUGUUAUUUUGAGUAUGUUUCGAGGAUGGUCUUCGAUGGAUGAAUUAUUACAGUUGGCACAAAUGGAAACUAGAAUGACACAUUAUUCGUGGUUUGCAGUGGAGGUUUCCAUGUUGCAGAAUUAUAUAUGUCGUCGAUGGAUUGAGUCAGCUGCUUUGUCAUCGUUGGAUUCGACGAAUCAAAAUGAAAUCCAAAUGGUUCCUCCUCUUUCGAUUGUGACCAUUUGUAAAACUUUAUGGAACAAUUUCAAAAUUUCAACAAUUUCUCACAACGAAAAAGUCUUUCAAAAGAAUUAUUGA
Messenger RNA from Naegleria lovaniensis, 2034 nucleotides. RefSeq lists its product as uncharacterized. Gene Ontology annotation, molecular function: zinc ion binding. The transcript is spliced from 3 exons. The record is from RefSeq and is a predicted model, not a curated record. The coding region runs from base 1 to 2034 and encodes 677 amino acids. NCBI's taxonomy places the organism in Eukaryota, Heterolobosea, Eutetramitea, Acrasida, Naegleriidae.